CGAACUUUCACCAGGGCCCGCCCUGCCCGCCUGGGAUCUGAGAUCUGAGCCUUCGCUCUACCUUCCUGCUUGAACAUUGUCGACAUCGACCGUCGGGUCGCUGAUUCAAGUGCUCGAACUCACAGCGAACAGAGCCCUCAGGUCCCAGCCGUCGACAUAGCAGCACCGGCAGGUACAUACCCUAUUGCAACGUAUAAGUCAAUUUGGUGCCCUCGAUUGCGCUGUUGACUCAUAACAUCAAAUCCCGCUCCCCGCGCCGGAGCCGGCGGAGGCCAAUAUACAUAGCCAUUUUUUCGUACCUGUAAUCAGGAGUGCAAACGCUGCAAGCAGUCUUCCGACUCUUCGCCCGAGCGUCCACCACUGCAAGGCUUCACUCGCUCGCCAUGCCGCAGUAUCAGCUCGAGGUCGCAAUUGUGCUUGCGGUCAGCGCGGCAUGCAGUCUGACGGUCUUUCUGCUCUCGAGGUCCGAGGAAGGGAAGGUUCACCUCCCCAGCGAGAUCGAGGAAGAACUGGAGCGGGAUCCGUUCGAUGUGACGAAGCCAGAAGAUUUCGUGGAUGGGACACCGGUCAAUGGAGAAGACUUCUGGCAUACGAUGUGGCUGAGGAAGCUAGCUGUGUCCGUCCUCCUCGUGGCCAUAGUGAUGAUCCAAUGUGCUUGCCUCGGUUGGGUGAUCAUAGAAGAUGAGGGGACAAACAUUGUCGUGCACACGCUACACAUUGCGUUCGCGCUCUACACACUCGCGGUGGCCGCACGCUCGGUGGGCCAGCAGGAUGGAGAUCACGCUACGUCUAUGAUUCACUUGUCUGCCUUGCCAUUCGUUGCGUCCGCCCUCCUGUUCACCACAGCCAUCCUGCCGUCUACAAGGCUCGUCGACAUUACCUCGUAUGAGCCCUCAUCCGUCCCGCUCGGCCUCUGGUACGCCACUCUCGCGCUGUACAUCGCCUCGCUCGUCCUGGCAGCGACGACACCAUGCGGCCCCCCUCUGCACUUCCCGCCCGAGCAGAUCUACUCGGACAAGAUCAUCGCGAAGAUGACGAACCGGUACGAGGACAACGUCUGCGGGAUCACGGGCGCGUCGGUCUGGGACACGCUCCUCUUCUCGUACACGACCAAGGUCGUCAUGCUCGGAAACACCGCGGAGAGCCUCGAGAUCGGCGACCUGCCGAUCGUGCCCGCGAACAUGCGCGCGACGACGCUCUUCAAGAACAUGCGCGGCGCGGUGAGACGCUACCACCUCCGCGUGCGCUCGUGGCGCCCCCGCCCGGGCUCGGGCUGGGAGCUUGGCUACCGCAUCUUCCGCGUGAACACAAGGGAUGUGACGAUCGUUGUGCUUCUCGCGACGAUCGUCGCUGGUCUGUUCUACACGCCCCAUUACUUCCUGCAGCGUGUCGUUCGCUACCUGGAGAUGGACCCGGAGAGGAAGGACCGCGGUUGGGGGUGGGCGUACUGCUGUGGACUGUUCUUCGCUAAUGCUAUCACGCAACUCAUCAGUGGACAACUCUGGUCUCUGUCCACUACGACCCUUCAAGUCAGCUUCAAGGUGCAGCUGAACUCGAUCCUGUAUGCGAAGACGCUUGUCCGCAAGGACAUUGCCUCGUCAUCUGGCCCCGCUCCCGAGGAGAGCGCUGCGGAGAAUGGAGCCGCUGCCAGCGCGAACGCAGAGUCCGGGGUUUCGGAGGCGAAAGAUGAGGACGACUUCUCGAGCAAAGCGCAGAUCAUGACGCUCAUGACGACAGAUGUUGAUCGUGUCAGCGAAUUUGCAUGGCAUCUGUUCACGCUGUUUGACUCUCCCGUUGAGCUCAUCAUCGGUACUAUCUUCUUGUAUAGCUUGCUUGGCGUGUCUUGCUUCAUUGGACUGGCUGUGACGUGCUUGUUCUUGCCACUCAACCACUUCGCGAGCAAGAUUGUCGUGUCUGCACAAGACAACCUGAUGAAGGCGCGAGACGAGCGUGUUUCAUUGAUGAACGAGAUCUUGGGUGGUAUCCGCAUGCUCAAGUUCAUGGCUUGGGAGCGUAGCUUCGAAGCACGGGUCAUGAAGGUUCGGGCAAAGGAACUGAAGUACCAGAGGCUCAACUACCAUAUCGAGGUCAUCUUCAACGCUAUAUGGGGCGCCUCCCCUAUCGUUGUUGCGCUGGUGUCGUUCUGGCACUUCGCCGUCGUUCGUGGACAAGUGCUGACACCUUCGAUCGCGUUCACUUCUAUCAGUGUCUUCAAUGAACUGAAGUUCGCCUUGAACGCACUUCCAGAGACGUUCAUCAACAUACUCCAGUCCAUGGUGUCCUUACGUCGAAUUGAAAAGUACUUGCACGGCGCUGAGGUAGCCACUGUCGAGCCCCUGAGCCGCCAGUCUCAAGCGAUCGCCCUGCAAAAUGCAACCAUCACCUGGCCGCAGGACCGUAUCCGUGGGGCCAGCGCUACAUCAUCGGCCGCCUCUACUCCCAAGCAGAAGUUCGUGCUCCUCGACCUGAGCAUCGACUUCCCUGUGGGCGAGCUCUCGUUGGUGUGCGGUAAGCUGGGAAGUGGGAAGUCUUUGUUGUUGCUUGCGCUGCUCGGCGAGGCGGAUGUGCUCGCUGGUCAGUUGACUUGUCCGCGGUCGCCGCCGGAUGCGAUCGCUUCGUUCGCAGGCAAGGUCGUGCCUGAGGACGAGUGGGUCGUUCAGGGCGUCUGCGCUUACGUUCCCCAGAGUGCAUGGCUUCGCAACGCCUCCAUCAGAGAAAACAUCCUCUUCGAUCUUCCGUAUAUUGAAGAACGCUAUCAAAAAACUCUUGAGGUUUGCGCCCUUGUCAGCGACUUCAAGAUCCUCGAGGAUGGAGACAUGUCGGAGAUUGGUGAACGUGGCGUCAACCUGUCUGGUGGCCAAAAAGCUCGAGUGUCACUUGCACGUGCGGUGUACUCGCGUGCCUCAGUCCUUUUGAUGGACGACGUUCUCUCUGCCGUCGAUGCCCAUACCGCUCAUCACCUCUAUAAUGAGUGUCUGAAGGGUGAUCUCAUGCGUGGUCGUACCGUGAUUUUGGUAUCGCAUCAUGUACAGCUUUGUGCACCAGGCGCGAGCUACAUCGUCGCCCUCGACAAUGGUCGAGUUGCAUUCCAAGGCGAUCGGGACACGUUCCGGUCGUCUGGUGUACUAAACACGCUUGUCCAGUCUGGUGCGGCUGACACAAGUGACGAGCAAGAAGAGACGGCAGUAGCAGACGUAGAAGACUUGCUACCUGAGAAGGAGUCAUCCGACACUGGGGGGCACUCGUCGGAGACCACCUCCACUGCUGCUGCUUCCGAACCGGAGGCGAAGCCAGAACAACGGAAGGCGCCGCGCAAACUUAUUGAGGAAGAGACGCGUGCUGUUGGCCGCAUCAGCACGGAUAUCUGGACGACAUACAUCAAUGCCUGUGGUGGUUAUAUGUAUUGGAGUAUGUUUGGCGUGGCCUUGCUGCUCGCUGCGAUCAGCCCUGUCGCUGAAAACGGAUGGCUACGGAUAUGGACAGGGUCUGCCCUGGAAUCGGCUGAACCAAGACCCCCGUCGUUCUACAUAUCCAUCUACGCUGCGAUCACUGGGGCUGGUGUCAUCCUCCAGACUAUCCGCUGGGUCGUCAUCUAUCACGGUGGUAUCCAUGCAUCGACCGUGCUUUACAAGCGCCUCCUCGAGGGCGUCCUCUUCGCCAACAUCCGUUUCCAUGAUACGGUAUCCCGAGGCCGGCUAUUGAAUCGCUUCGGUAAAGACUUCGAGGGUGUUGACAGCAACCUUCCGGAUAAUUUCGGACGCAGUGUUGCUUACACCCUGUCCGCCGCUACGACGUUCGUUACGAUCACUUACAUCGGAGGUUUCCCCUUCUUGUUGGCUGCCGUGAUUUUCGGCUCUCUCUACUACAGCGUCGGCAAGGUCUAUGGCCAAACAUCUCGAGAUAUGCGACGACUCGACUCGGUCACUCGCUCGCCUCUGUACUCCAUCUACGGUGAGACAAUUGCUGGUGUGACCGUCCUCCGGGCCUUCGGGGCCUCCACGAAGUUCAUGCGAGACAUGUUGCGCUGCGUCGAUACUAACACCAACCCGUAUUACUGGAUGUGGGGUGUGAACCGAUGGCUGUCCGCGCGCUUCAACCUGCUGUCGAGUGCUGUUGUCGGAGUGACUGCUUUCGUGUGCAUCUUGACACCAGGGAUUUCGGCGUCCUUGGCGGGUAUGGCCCUUGCUUUCUCGUCGACCAUCUUGAACGAUCUCCUGUUCCUCGUACGCCGUUUCGUUGGUCUUGAGCAAUCGAUGGUCGCUGUGGAGCGUAUCAAGGAGUUCUCAGAGCUCCCGCGUGAGCCUCCUGAGUUCGUCGAGCCCCGUCCUCCCGCGUCCUGGCCAGAGAAGGGCGCCAUCGAGUGCGAGAGCCUCGUCAUCCGAUACGCCCCCGACCUUCCCGACGUGCUGCACAAUCUGAACUUCACGAUCGCGCCGGGCGAGAAGAUCGGCGUGCUCGGGCGGACGGGCUCGGGCAAGAGCACGCUCGCGCUCUCGUUCUUCCGCUUCGUCGAGCCCGUCGAGGGCCGCAUCCUCGUCGACGGCCUCGACAUCGCCGCGAUGGGUCUGACGGAUCUGAGGAGCAAGUUGACGAUCAUUCCGCAGGACCCGACGAUCCUGAGUGGGACGCUGCGGUCGACGUUGGACGUGUUCAGCGAGUACGAGGAUGCCGAACUGUACGAGGCAUUACGCCGCGUGCAUCUCAUCCCGGCGUCUGAUGUGCCGUCGGAAGACCCCGCGACGGUGAAUGCGAACGUCUUCCGCGACCUGGACUCGCCUGUCUCGGAAGGCGGCGACAACUUCUCCACUGGUGAGAAGCAGCUGCUCUGCAUGGCCCGGGCCAUCCUCAAGCGGUCCAAGGUGCUGGUGAUGGACGAGGCUACUGCUAGCGUGGACUACGCAACGGAUGAGCUGAUCGGGAAGACGAUCAGACAAGAGUUCGCAGAGAGCACGAUCCUCACCAUCGCCCACCGGUUACGCACCGUCAUCGACUACGACCGGGUCAUGCUGCUGGAGCAGGGCCGCAUCGCCGAGCUCGACAAGCCCGCGGUGCUGCUGGCGGACUCGUCGUCCAAGUUCCACGGCCUCUGUAAGGCGACGGGCAAGAGCGAGUUUGCGAUGUUGAAAAAGCUGGCGGGCGUCCCGUAGAGGGGAGGCUCGCCGCGACUCAAAAUAGAUACGAGUCAGGUCGUUGGGUGUGGUGUAUUUGUGUUGAUGGACUAGAGUAGAGUAUGUUACGAAUGCAUAGUGGUUUGUCUGACUGUCUG
This is a messenger RNA of Rhodofomes roseus, 5266 nucleotides long. Its product is annotated as multidrug resistance-associated ABC transporter. The transcript has 34 exons. Gene Ontology annotation, cellular component: fungal-type vacuole; fungal-type vacuole membrane. Gene Ontology annotation, biological process: transmembrane transport. The record is from RefSeq and is a predicted model, not a curated record. Gene Ontology annotation, molecular function: ATP hydrolysis activity; ATP binding; ABC-type peptide transporter activity. The coding region runs from base 384 to 5147 and encodes 1587 amino acids. Lineage: Eukaryota; Fungi; Basidiomycota; Agaricomycetes; Polyporales; Fomitopsidaceae.